AUGUCGGACUCCCCUCCAAAGAAUGAGCAGGAGACAGAGCAAGGUGCACAAUCAGGCGAGGAGCCGGAUCAGAUGGACAGAGAACAAGAAGGAGCUCAGCAAGGUCUCGGCGAUUUCGAGGUCAAAGAACAGGAUCGAUGGCUUCCCAUCGCAAAUGUGGCUCGCAUCAUGAAGACGGCUCUCCCAGAGAACGCCAAGAUAGCCAAAGAAGCCAAAGAAUGCAUGCAAGAAUGCGUCAGCGAGUUCAUCUCAUUCAUCACCAGCGAGGCGUCGGAAAAAUGCCAGCAGGAAAAGCGCAAGACGGUGAACGGCGAAGACAUCCUUUUUGCGAUGACGUCGUUAGGCUUCGAGAACUACGCCGAAGCAUUGAAAAUCUAUCUUGCAAAAUAUCGCGAAACCCAAUCCGCAAGGGGGGAGAACCAGAACAGACCUACCAGCAGCGGCGCCGGGGGCGGAUACGCAGCAGGGGGCCCUGUCGGCGGCGCCCCUGGCAACUCCGCAGCAACCCAACCCUCAGUCUUCAGUGCUGGGCAACCCGAGACAGCUGGGACCAUAUUGAGCCCGACACAUGGUCUGGAUACAUCCGAGCACGACGCCACAGGGCCAUACGUCUACCCCGGAAUGGUCUCGACGGGCCACAACGGUACCGGUGCCGAGUCGUAUUAG
Molecule: messenger RNA, 666 nt
Organism: Endocarpon pusillum Z07020
Lineage: Eukaryota; Fungi; Ascomycota; Eurotiomycetes; Verrucariales; Verrucariaceae
Exons: 4
Coding region: 1-666 (221 amino acids)
Biological process (GO): regulation of transcription by RNA polymerase II
Cellular component (GO): CCAAT-binding factor complex; nucleus
Molecular function (GO): DNA-binding transcription activator activity, RNA polymerase II-specific; protein heterodimerization activity; RNA polymerase II cis-regulatory region sequence-specific DNA binding
Source: RefSeq, a predicted model, not a curated record